GAAGCCGCGCUCGGGUCCGCGGACUGCGGGGUCCGCUCCGCCGGGGGCCGUGGCGGCGGCGCGGGUGGUCCGGCGGGCGGGGGCGGCGCCCGGGCCGGGCCGGGGCAGGGUCCCGGCGCGGCCCGGUGCCGGGUCCGAGGGGCGGGCGUGGCAGGGGCGGCGCUGGCAGUGGCGGUGGCGGCGGCGGCGGCGGCGGCGGCGGAGGCGGCGGGGCGAUGGGUCGGAGGUGAUGGGAUCCGCCCCCGCGGCGACGCCGAGCGCGGAGGACGCCGAGGAUGACAUUCAGUUCGUGAGUGAAGGACCAUUAAGAUCUGAUCUUGCAUACAUUGAUUUUGGUUUGUGGUGAUGAUGAAGAACCUGAGCACCUAUAAAAAUAAUCACGCAAUAGGAUUUCAAAACAAAAACGGAGAGAUCAUAAAUACACGAUACAGUGCAACAAGACUCACAGGACACAAUAAAAAAGAAACGAAAAUGAAGUUCUUUAAGAACAUCAUGCAAGAGGAUGCCAAAGUCUGUGUCACUGAUGAAAUAUCAACGGUGUCGAAGAAAAACACCCUAGUCCUGUAUGUUCAAUUUAUAGUUCGUUCUGCUCCUGUUAGUGUAUUUGUUUUGAUAUAAAAUGAUUUGGUGCCAACUACAAUAGAAUAAAUUUAAAUACUGAGUACUUUAAAUGAUUGUGACUUCACGAAGGGAUAUUUGAAAUAAAAUUUUAUUGCAUUAUAUCGGUUUUGGGGAAGAAAGUCUGGAAUAGCUUUAUAGUUGUUAGAAACUUUUCCUGAAGUUAUUCUUUGGAAUUAUUUAAGCUACUGAUUGCACUUGUCACUUGAUUCAGUAUCUGAAAUAAAAUGACUUAAUCGUUUUAAAAGUAUCUUCGAUAAGACUCAUUGCAUUUGUCAUCAGUGUGAUAAGAAUCAAAACAAACUUUCAGAAACGAUAGCUGAGGAUCUUGAAAUUGAAAUCAUUAAAAUUGGGACACAGAGUGGUAGUACAGCCGUCAAGAUCACCAAACAUUCAGAAAGCACAGAAAUUGAUCAGAAUGAUUAA
Molecule: messenger RNA, 1044 nt
Organism: Sorex fumeus (smoky shrew)
Lineage: Eukaryota; Metazoa; Chordata; Mammalia; Eulipotyphla; Soricidae
Product: KIAA1586 ortholog
Source: RefSeq, a predicted model, not a curated record